Molecule: messenger RNA, 1993 nt
Organism: Fomitopsis serialis
Lineage: Eukaryota; Fungi; Basidiomycota; Agaricomycetes; Polyporales; Fomitopsidaceae
Exons: 5
Coding region: 1-1692 (563 amino acids)
Source: RefSeq, a predicted model, not a curated record
AUGGCCAACGCUGCCGUCAUGGGUCCGCCACCGUCCCCGAAGGAGCCUCGCCGCUCCGGCAGACGCUCCGUGCCCUCUGGGUCGACCAGCAAGUCUCCCGGUGGAUCGCCCGCCGCCGACUCGGCCCCGAAAGCAAAAGAGAAUGGACAACGGCCACCACUUCCGACACCCAACCUCUCGAACAAGAACAAGCGCGGCAAACAGGAGGAACACGACGAUGCCCUGGAGGAGCGGAAGCACGGUACCAACGGCACCAACGGCAACGGGAAUGCGCGCGCAAAACGGAAAGGCAAGGACAAGGACAAGACACUCGCGACGCUGGACAACUGCGAGAUGUGCGAAGCAUGGCAGCACGGCAGGUGUAUGGGAUUCGGGGAGGAGGGCGAUCUCCCUGAGCACUACUAUUGCGAGCAGUGCCGACCCGAUCUCUACGUUGAGCUUCUGAGGAAACAUGCCAAACGAGCCCGCCAGGCGUCAAACCACUCAUUGCACACCGUCGGUGGGCACGGCUCUCGCACGUCGCGCUCACGAUCCCCAGCGGCACACGCCAAGCAGACGAAACGACGCAACACGAUGAACAGCCGUGACGCUGCAUACGAAGAAAGCUUCCAAGCACUGCUCGAGGCUACGGCAGCUGAGGCCGCUGCGAAGGAACAGGAGGCCCUCGCCACAGAGAACGCUCCCAAUGGCAUAGACGCCGAGGUCAACGGCCACGAUGAACAGGAGGCAGACGAUGUUGCUGUGAGCAGUCGGCGGAAACGGAAGCGAUCAGACGACGAAGCGGUGACGACCAAGCGGGCACGAUCCGCGUCUAUCUCGUCCGAUCGCACUGCGGUGGCGAGUGUGAAGAUGGCCCGGGAACCGACACCCAUCAGUAACAAUGCGAAGAACAACACAGCACCAAUUCUAGUGAACAAGACAGGUUCGCGCAACAAGCGGGGAGGAGGUCGCAAGCUGCAGGCGCUGGACCUCGUCUCGGUCGACGGGGAGGAAGGUCCGUGUCCGCGCGGAAGGGGUGACCGCCGGGCCCUCCAGCUCGCACGCCAAUACACAGCUGCCUCGCGUGCAUAUCAUCACUCGCAUGCGUAUGCCGUCUCUCAGCAGCCUCUAUUCACUUCAUGGGGCCUCCCCGACUACCUUGCUCACCUCGAACUUAUGCUGCCUACUGACGUACCCCAACCACUGGAGGUGCGCGGAUCGGGCAUCGACUCGACCGGGAGAGAGUCUCUGGAACGUAAUACGGAGCGAGGAGUGAAGGUGAAGUGGCCGGGCAAGCGCAUGAGCGUGAGCGAUAUGAACAAGCGGGUUAGAGCUUUGGUGGAGUGGGUAGGGAGGGAGCAGGCGAGUGCGCUCGAGCGUGGUAGGCGGCGAGACGCCAUCGAGAAGGCCUUGCGAGAGGUCCGGCAGACGAACGGAGAUAUUCAUCCGGGAGCGGUCGAAAAUCAACAUCCGUCUAUAGAAAACGGCGAUGCGAUAGCUGCCGAUGGACCUGCCAUGGAAUCUCCGGUGCAGGAGAAACCAUUAACACUACUCGACACAUCAUCUCCCGUGUCGCAGUUUCCGACACCAUCUGAAUCUGCGUCGACGAUGAAGAUGAUGGAGGAGCUCAUGGAGGAGCUGAUUAAUUUCCAAGAACGGUUUGGUCCGGGCGCGAAGAUGAAGGAGCGAGAGCGGAGAAUUGUUUCGUCAUGACCGUCCAUUUGCUUGCUAGUCACUUCUGCUGCUUCCUUUUACCUUACUCCUGGCUAUCGGUGUUGGAUACGUACUCAUUAUUGUGUAUUGCUGCUGUCGCCUUGUUACGCUACUGUUGUAUACUUAUCUCUAAUGCUCUGAACAGUGUUCCGGCAUACUAUCAUCAUCUUUGUCAGACGUCGUCCAACGAGACGGUCAGAUCUCACGUACGCCAAUGUCUCAAACGAAAUAUCGCGAGUCAUCUGGCAUCAAUCUCAGCACUACUGUCCGGUUCUAUUCCGGCCAGAAUGAACUUGGAACU